Colletotrichum karsti is the source of this 3069-nucleotide messenger RNA. Its product is annotated as putative alpha-l-rhamnosidase protein. NCBI's taxonomy places the organism in Eukaryota, Fungi, Ascomycota, Sordariomycetes, Glomerellales, Glomerellaceae. The transcript has a single exon. The record is from RefSeq and is a predicted model, not a curated record. Gene Ontology annotation, biological process: carbohydrate metabolic process. Bases 1 to 3069 code for a protein of 1022 amino acids.
AUGGAGGAAAGUUCAGUUCAAGUUGUUCGACUCAGCGUCGAUGGUCGUUUUGACGAGCCCUUGGGCCUCGGCAACCCCCUUCCUACACUUGCCUGGACACUUUCUCAAAGAAGUGGCUGCAGUGAUCUCGUCUGCCCUGGGGACCGACAGACCGCGUACAAUAUUCAAGCCGCCGCUACUGUUGCCGAUCUCGAUGCGAUGAAGUUGAUCUGGGACUCUGGAAAGGUCGCCGCCAACCAGCAGCAUGCACGUUUUGGAAAACGUCUUGGGUCCAGAGAAUCAGUUGCCUGGAGACUGCGGGUUUGGGAUGCCCUCGGAAACCCCUCGAGCUGGUCGAAACCCUCGACGUGGACCACAGGUUUGCUCAGCAAGGAGGAUUGGGGUGAAGCCCGCUGGAUUGACUAUCCCGAUCGCACCAACAGUCAACCAUUACCCCUCUUCCUCAGGGAAUUUACCAUUCCUAGUGAUAAGGAAGUGGUCGACGCUCGUUUUUAUCUAUCGGGAGUUGGACUUCACCACGCCACCGUGAACGGAGAGCAAGUCACAGAUGAGGUCCUGGCCCCGGGCUACUCCAACUACCAGCUGUCGAGCGAAUAUCGCACCUAUGACAUCAAGACUAUCCUACGCGCUGGACUCAAUUCCAUCGCCGUCCGCCUGGGCAAUGGCCCAGCUUAUAUACGUUCGGAUGUCACGAAUCCGGCUGUUGGGCGCAAUGCCCCUUACGCAUGGUGGCAGAGCCAACUCAAGGGCAGCAGCACCCUCGAUCAGAGCGUGCAAGCUGGAGCUACCUCGGUGCAACUCAAUAACGUCACUGGAUACCAUUUGGGCGGCACCAUCAACAUCGAUACGGCGGCGGGCGGCGACAAUCUUGAGUCGCGCACCAUUGCCAGUAUCGACAACAAGACUUUGAGCAUAACCUUCGAUCCUAGUUUACUUCAUUCUCAUGAAGCUGGUUCGAAGGUAACUGGUUCCGGAAACAACAUCGCUGCCAGAGAUCCCUCGGCCGGUGCUGCUGUUACCCCCCGCCUAAUCGGCCGCUUAGAGAUCACCUACGCAGGCGGAAGCAACGAUACCAUCGUUACCGACCGAUCGUGGCGCACAGCACUUGGUCCUCUUGUCCUUGAUGCGUGGUAUUCUGGCUCCGACUACGAUGCUCGUCGUGAGCAGCCGGGAUGGGAUCUUCCCGGCGCCAGCCUUAACAUGACGGGCUGGAUUUCAGCUGGGAUUGCUCCGCCUCCGAACCUCGCCACAAAGCUAGUGGCUCGAGCUGCUGAGUACGUCAAAAUACAAGAACGCAUCACGCCUGUAUCGGUCACCAACCCUGCUCUUGGAAUCUGGGUUUUCGACUUUGGUCAGAAUUUUGCCGGAUGGGCCCAGAUCAAUCUGCCUGAGCUUCCUGCCGGUGUAGUUGUUAAGGUAUCGCCCGCUGAGUCUCUCAACGCCAACGGCACUAUUGAACAGUCAUCGCUGGGCCCCGGAACCCGUGGGACCGACUUGUUCUAUACUUACACAACGGCGGGGCGCGCUGGCGGAGAAACUUGGCAUCCUGAGUUCAACUACUUCGGCAUGCAAUGGGUUCAAGUCACUGGACUCCCCGACAGCUUUGAGCCACAACCAGACUUGAUUACUGGCAUUCGCUUGCAGACAGAUGUCCCGGUCAGCGGAACCUUCAGUUCUUCCAACAGCCGCAUCAACAGGAUUCAUAAGAUGUCUCGGUAUUCGUUCGCAAGCAACCUACUGUCAGUGUUUACUGACUGCCCUGGAAGAGAGAAGCUGUCGUAUCCUGCCGACUAUACCAUGCCCAUGGGAGCUAUCUACCGCAAUUUUCACGUUGACGCCCUUUUGCGAACCAGCAUGCAUCACUUGGUGGAAGGUCAAUCUGUUGCAAAUACACCAAUGUAUGGUAACGUCGCUCUCAAAACACCUGUCUAUGACUGGGGGUAUACCGGUCGUUUCGGUGACGAGAUCAACUGGGGUAAUGCGAUCGUUCUUGUACCAUCUUUUCUCUACGAUCUCUACGGUGACACGACCAUCAUGGCCGAGUACUACGACCAGAUGACCGACUUUAUCGACUACAUACAACGCGAAAAGGCCGACGGCUACAUCGUCGACGCAGCUCUGGCUGACUGGGUAGCAGACGAUGCCUCGACCUCUGGUCGCAUCACUGGUACAUGGGGCUACUAUCUUACUACUCGAGCAAUGGCCCGGAUAGCCAACCUCACAGGACAUGAAGCCGAUUCAAGUCGUUAUACGACAUUAGCAGAGAAUAUCCAUGCUGCAUUCAACGCUGCUUUCUGGAAUGACGCCAGUGGCCGGUACACAAAUACUGGUAAUAACGGGACUAGUAAUGCUACCCAAGCUACACAAGCACUUGCAUUAGAUGCUGGCCUCGUUCCAGAGGACCGCCGUCAGCAGGUUCUUGACGCUCUUGUGGAGCUCAUAUGCUCCUACCCAUUAAGCACAGAUCGGAAUCCUCAUUUAAGCGGUGGUCACUUGGGUUUGGGACCUAUUAUAAGAGUACUUUCCGCCAGCGGCCGUGACGAUGUUCUCUGGGAAUCUCUACAAGAGAACGAUAAGCCCAGUUAUGGCUUCUUCCUAGCUUCGACGACGGCCAACCCAGAUGGCUUCACUACGGUCGGCGAAAACUGGGACCGCUCCUCGUCCAAAAAUCACAUGAUUCUAGCACAAAUCGAUGAAUGGUUCUAUGCUGGAAUAGCGGGUAUCCGUCCCAAUGCACUCAACACAGUCAGCUCCACGUGGGAGAAUCAUCUUGUGUUCCAGCCAAAACCGAUUGGUGAUCUGGUCGCCGCUACCGGGACCUUUGAAACGCGUUGGGGGAAGGCACGCAGCGAAUGGAACAAGACGGCUGAUGGCCAUUUCACAUUGGAGGUCACGGUUCCAUGCAACACCCAAGCUGAGGUUCGUUUACCAGCAGCGGGUGAUUUACAGGCCUCGGUCCGUGCCAGGUGGGAUGGAAAUGCCAAUGGUUACGCAUAUUUCACCGUUCCCGCGGGGAAGCACAGCUUCAACACUACAUUCAGAACACAGUUCCUCGUUGAUAUUGAAUGA